This is a messenger RNA of Gallus gallus (chicken), 8075 nucleotides long. RefSeq names its product angel homolog 1 (gene ANGEL1). The record is from RefSeq and is a predicted model, not a curated record. Lineage: Eukaryota; Metazoa; Chordata; Aves; Galliformes; Phasianidae. Gene Ontology annotation, molecular function: 3'-5'-RNA exonuclease activity. Bases 991 to 2730 code for a protein of 579 amino acids. The transcript has 14 exons.
CCCCCCCCCGGGUUCCGCCCACCGCUCGCAGCCACGCUGCGGUCCCGACCUGCGACUCUUUAAUCCCCGUCUCCCUCCUCGUCCGCCCCGGGGAAUUACGGCGAGAGGGUGGGGAGGCUCCGCCGUGCAAACGUACUUUCCUUGGAGGCGAAAACAACUUGGGGCCAAACGGAUUCGUCGCAGCAGUGGCUUGAAAGUUUCUGUGCUGACUUCUGCUCUUUCAAGUGACUGAUUGAAAAGAAAGAGAUGAAGCAAUAUGAAUCCCUGAGCAUCAGCUCAUCACUGACCCCGAGGAAACGGUCUGAGGUGGAAACAGUAAGGACAGCAAAGGUGACAGCUCUUCUGACUCUUGUCUGCAAGGUUUACGAGCGUGAAUGAAAAUGCCGUUCAGCUUUGAGAUCCAUGCACUCUCACAGGAAGUUUAUAAAACAGAAAAACAACCCUGACUUCUGGUUUGGUUCAACGAGGCUUCUGAGUGUACCAGGCACUGUGCGGCCUACCUUUCACUGAGGUCAUUGGACAAGAAGAAAAUACAUGUUCACCAUGCUGUACCUAUUGUGCCUGCCAAUGACUGCCUGUACUCCUGGCUCUUAGAAAGUAAUAAAGCUCCCUCGUUUCUGAAGUAAGCAAGAGGCACUUAGCAGAAUUAUGCCAGGAACUCAUACAGUUAUUGCCACCUGAAACUAUGCCAAGUGAAUAGCAGCUUCAAAAUGAGGAGUCUUACGCCAUCUGGGCCGCAAAUGACCUUGGAUUUCAGAUGCUUUCUUUACCUGUCAAAAGAAUGUGCUUCUGGCGAAGAGCACGUCCACCCAGAUAGAAGGCAUCUUUGCUGCAACCAGAGGAAAGUUGGUCCAAGAAGAGCAAGAAGCCCUGCUCCAGCAGUGGGUGGAGGAAGGAGCAGGGAGUUCAUCAGCCAGUGAGGGUGCUCCAGUAGUGGGAAACGUAUUGACUACAUCCACCAGCACCUGGUUAGAAGGUUCAGAGCUAUUGAUGAGUAGCCUUAGCGACCUGAAUUCAGCUCCAGAAGUCGUGUGGUGUGCCAGUCAGCAGCUCACGGAGCUAUGUGCCUUGACCUCUUCAGAACCUCAAGAUCACGCAGUGACUAAACUGGAAAAAUUACCAGCAGAGGAAACAGUGGCUGUCGUAGGCAGUGCGCCUUGGGCAGCUCUGGUGCCCCAGGCAGAUCACCAGAUAGCUGGCUGUGCCACUAUCAGUGUAGAAGGGCUGAAUGAAGACCCAGCGGUGUUGGCAUGGAGUUUAGAAGGUGGCACAGAGAUGGUGCCAGCAGAGCCCCCUGCCUGGCCCGCUCAGGAUGCUGUGCAAUUUUGUCCUCUCCCGGCGGAGGUACCCUACCACGAGAUUUUAUGGAGAGACUGGGAGGAUCUUUCUGUCCAGCCUUGUGAGCUUGAACUGGGCUCAAAAAAAAAUCCUCUCUUUGAAUUUCGUGUCAUGUCUUACAACAUCCUUGCCCAGGACCUGAUGGAACAGGGCCACGAUCUUUACCUACACUGUCAUCCAGACAUCCUGAACUGGGACUACCGCCUUCCAAAUAUUUUGCAGGAGAUCCAACACUGGGAUCCUGAUGUUCUGUGUCUACAGGAGGUGCAAGAGAACCAUUACAGGGAGCAGCUAGAACCGACAUUUGUGAAGAUGGGCUUUGCUUGCUUCUAUAAACGGAGGACUGGGAGAAAGACCGAUGGCUGCGCAGUGUGCUAUAAGCAAAGCAGAUUCCAGCUAAUCACCGUCAGCCCCAUCGAGUAUUUCCGGCCUGGCCUAGAUGUCCUCAAUCGGGAUAAUGUGGGUUUGGUGCUUCUGCUGCAGCCCCUGCUCCCAGAGGGUCUUGAUCUGAAGGCAGUCAGUCCUUUGUGCGUCGCCAACACACACGUGUUGUUCAAUCCCCGGCGGGGAGAUAUCAAACUUGCUCAGAUGGCCUUGCUACUAGCAGAGAUUGAUAAGAUUGCAAAAACUGCUGAAGGUCAGUACUAUCCUGUCAUCUUGUGUGGCGACCUGAACUCUGUACCUGACUCUCCACUUUACAAAUUCAUCCGGAACGGUCAACUUUCCUACCAGGGAAUGCCAGCCUGGAAGGUGUCCGGUCAGGAAGACCUUUCCCAACAGCUGCAUUCUCGGAAGCUGCUGUCCCCGCUGUGGCCGAGCUCACUGGGUGUAACAGACAACUGCCAAUAUGUUACUGUGUGCCAGCCAAAGAAACAGGGCAGACGUAAGUACAGCCGAGACUUCCUCCUCCAGUUCCAUUUUUGUGAUGUUGCCUGUGAACGACCACCGGAGCUGAUCCUCUUGGAAGGUGUGACAGAUGCUAAACCAGACCCCCCUCCAUACUGGCCCAAGCACACUGCUCCAGUGAAUGACCCUGAUCUCCAGAUGCUCAUCCCAAGGUCUGCAGGCAUUAUCCAGCACGGCCUCAACCUGACCUCUGUCUACAGCCAUUUCCUGCCACAGAGGGGACGCCCAGAGGUCACAACCAUGCCCAUGGGGCUCGGUGCCACUGUUGAUUAUAUCUUCUACUCAGCAGAGCCUGUGAUGAAUGGAAACACAGGGGGUCGCAGGCUGUACCGAGAUGGAGUCCUAAAGCUGCUUGGCCGCCUUUCUCUUCUCUCUGAAGACGUCCUGUUGCUGGCAAAUGGCUUACCAAAUCCGUUUUGUUCAUCUGAUCAUCUCUGCCUGCUGGCUAGCUUUGGCUUGGAGAUCUCCAGCCUCAGAGAGGGUUAGUGUUGGUUCCCCUUUGCCUAAAGAAAAUAUAUUCUGCAUAUAUCAGUUUGAGACUCUGGAUUUACAACCAGCUUGCAAGAAAACUCUUUUAUUUGACGUGCCCAAAGAGUCCCUUUCUGCCCUCAUGCCCUCACAAAAAAGUAGGGAUGAGUCAGUUGGAGCCCUUUCUGCUGGUAUUUUGUGGGUCUCUGCAAAUCUAUGUUUCUGCACAGUUGUGUUCAGACAUUAUCAUCUCCUAAAGGGAUCCUUGCUCCACAGCUUAAUUUUUAGCAGAUGUUUUAGUGCUGCAGGAACCAACCUUGCUCCCAUGUUUGUCCGUUGGUAAGAUCUUCAAGGACCUGGGAAAUACAGAUGGAUUGCUGUCUGCUUCUGGCUACCAAGCAGCAGGGCAUAUGUACACCGAUAUUCAUUCACACCAAAACAAUGUUUCUUUUAAUUUCUGAAUGAUGGUUUGUGAAGCGUGGUCUUUAGGAAUGUGGUGUUGCUUUUGAGAGUGGAUCUGCCAACUGUUUAGAAAUGGUUUUUCUUAAUAAUAGUAAGGGCUGUGUUGCUGGCAAAAGAGCUUGUGUAGUUUCAACAAGAUCAUCCCAGUGAAUGUCAGGUGAAGAAAAUUGUCUGGCAAGGCAUGACAACCCCAGAGCCUGUAUCUCUGAAGGCUCUCAAAAGAGAGAUAAAAAUUGAAAGUGUUUUAGAGGAAGCAGAAACAUCAAACAGGACAGUUGAAGGUAUUGUAAAUGCCCCUACCCUUCCCCUGUGUCUUCUCAAUUCCAUUUUACCUCUCAGGGGACAGAGAGCCAACCUGUAGCGGCCUGCUGGGCCAGGCUGUGGGCUUUCUGAAGCUAGCCGUGCUUAGGUAGGUAGGACCCAUAGGACUGGCUCUUGUCUCUGAACAGAUGCUGGGAGGGAGGGGAAGGCUGUUUCCAUGGAGGCAGGAUUGUCAGUCUCUUGGUGUCCUCUUAGUGUAUUUUUUUCAGCUUGUACAGUGCAAAAAAACCCAAAACUGUACCUGGUCCUGAGGCAGAUUGCCUUGUUUAGCCUGAUUUUUGGUGCUCAGUUUUGCUAUGAGAGAGGAAAGCAAUAUUGGACAAACAUUUCUAACUUUCCGUUUGCAAACAAGGCACGGAAGUCUUGUCCUGCCUCAGGAUUUUUGAGAGGGUUUGAAAAGACUCGGAAUAUCAUUUGCUCUUUCUGUGUUACACUGGGGGAUUUUCAUAUUUUAAAUGUUACUUUCUUUAUUGAAAAAUAAAAUUUUUCUAAUUUAAUGAAAAAUGCGAAGUACCUGCAGCACCUCGUGCUCCUGGCAGCUGAACCCUUGGAGGAGUUGUUCAGCAAGGCUGGGAUGUGAAAGAGGACAAUGUGGAUUAGCUACACAGGAUAGUAGUAAUGAAGGAUAAAGAAUGGGGGAAAGGUGUGCCUAGCUAUUGUCUCCCAUCACAUCCUCACAUCCCAGAGGUCUAUUUGGCAUCAGAGUUUAUCUUGCAAAAAUGGUUUUGGGAACUGUCCCCCUCUUUCCAAGAAGGCAAAUGUUGUUGAUCCUUUACAAGUUAUUUCUGUGAACUGUACAAAAGAUGUGGGCUGUGUGCUCCAUUCUGUCCCCAUACAAUUCCUGUAUGUGCAUCCCCUUGUUGCCCCUAUUGCGUGGUGUUGUAUUCCCCUGGUGAUGUGUGGAUGGCUUUUGCUACCCCAGCUUGGAUAAUAUGUGUGAGAGUCUGCAUAAGUGAACAGGAAUCUGGAGGUAAACAAGUCUGCAGCUUUGUUCACCCUAAAUUUCAAAGGUAAUGGUUCUGCUAUGGUGCUGGUGUUUGUAAUUGGGGAGGGGUGCCGAGCUGUGUAUUUCUGUGGAUGUUUUUUCUGAGAGUUGCUCUAAUUUCUUCAAGUACUCUGAUUUUAUAAUUGGUUUUCUUUGUGCAAGGGGGAGAGAAAACAGAAAUCCGUGCAACUGAGAGCUUUCUUUUUCUGCCAGGCUGCUUGUAGGUUGCCAGAUAGCAAUCUGGUUGCAGAUAACUCCCACCAGCUGGUAACCUUGUAAAGGAAAACUUGAGACAUUGAAUGUUUAAAAACAACCGACCAAAAGCAAAACAAAAAACACUGUGACAUGUAGGACUGUCACUUAACACUGUGACUGUUUGCUUUGGUUAUAAGUGCUGGCCCAGUCUGAUAGCCAGUCAGUGAUGGGGGGGGUGUGUCAAAGUCCUCCUGACCCUCUGCCACUUUGCCCUCAGACCCACAAGCUGUGCGCAGUUCCCUGUCAGGUGAGCAGGUUGCCCAGGCACCUUGCCACUUCUGUGAUGUAGCUGAGCUUCAACAUCACAAAUACUUCUUCUAUUUCAUUUAAACCAAAGACUUGACUUUUCUUUUGGGUAACUUGCAUGAACACAUCUCUCAGGGAGGUUUUAAGUUCCAGCUGUUUUGCUGGAAAAUCUGUUUCACGGGUCAGUCUAACACUUUGUUUUUCAGUAUAUGUGAAAUUGUAUGAUAUGGACUUGGAAUACUUAAUUUGCUAAACGCUGUGGAUAUGGAGUCGAGUGCUUAGUGAUAUAAUAAGGGACUGUGGUAAUCAGCAACUUGUGAUGGGAAGCAAAAUUAAGAUUCCAGAUGUAGCUCUUAACACUGUUUCUUGACUGAAAUGUGUAACUAGUUGUCAUUGACAUAGUUCUCUGAUACAGAGAAGCCUGUAAAUGGUUAUGAAAGUGGAACAGGAAUAUCUGCUAUAGCCAGAAGAAGGAAGCAGACUGCCUAUGUCAUCUCUGUGGUAGUGAUGUAGAGUUCAGGGAGAUUGGUACUUAUGGAAAGGGAUGCCAGAGAUCACUGGCAGCGUGCAUAAAUAUCCUGUUAUGUCCUAAGCUGCAGAACCAUGCAGCUGUAGAGGCAAACACAGAUUUAACAACAGCUUAGAUUGCACCACAGCUACUAAGCUGUAUUUAAUUACGCCAUUUGGAUAGAAAUUGGACUUCCUUCUCUUUCUCAGUCUUACGUUCAUCACUUCGGGAAGAUGCCCUUUGUAAUCACUUCUUCCAAAAUAUAUGGGAUGGGAGGAGUAAUAAACAGUAUAAUUUCUCUAAUUUCUGUCUUUUUGUCAGAAAAUGAACCUUGGCUACUGCUUGAGGUCUUCUGUGUCUUAUGAGGUAUCUUUCCAACAGCUGUUUUCCCAUGACACUGGAUGUAAGAUCCAGUUAUCUUUUAAAGUUACUGAUGUUUAUUUUUCUCCAGCUGUAUUUUUUUUUUUCACUUAGAAGCUAUGGGAGAAUUAUUUAGGGCUAAGUCAUAUUAAAACUCAGUAUUUUAAUAGUGUCAAGCUGUAGGUGGCUUCCUCACCCCUUAUCUGGAGAGUUUAGUGGGAGGAGUGGGACCUCUGAAACCAACACUUCAGAUAGGAGUAACUCUUGUUAAAUAACAACAAAAAAUCAAGAUUUGCUGUCAGUGCCCUGUAUGCAACCUUCUUUGUAAGGCACGGGAAAACAGAGGGCCUUCAUUCUGCUCCUUUAAAGAGUCUCUUAGAGGACCUGAGAAAAGUUGAGCAUCUCAGAGAUGCUCUUUUAAGGACAGAUCAGGGCAUGCUUUGUGCUCCUACUGAUUCUGAGUGAUGUUCUUAGCACCUUGCAGAUCAGGGCUCUGCUAGAGUGCAAUUUCUCCUCCCAGUUUUUACCACCUUACUAAUGAACAUUUGCUGCAUGUACUGUUAGGACUUUGCUGACAGCCAGCGUUCAUCCAAAUACCACUUUCAUUAGGCUUCCUAUUGUGCAAGUUAAUUGAAUUGCUGUCUGUGACUACCUCUGUACCUGACUGUAGCUGCCUGGGUUGUAGUGUUUUUCAUAGCUCUGUCACUGAGAUGCAAAAGGUGGAUGAUCGCUGCCAUUGAAAGUACUGCAUGAUGUAUCAAAGUCUGAUACUGAGUUUCUGUAGAGAACUCAUCUGCUAUAACAAUAACAGAUACCUGACUGAACAGCCUGCAUUCUUCAGUUUCCUUGCUUUUGUCAGUUAUAGGAGCUUGGCUUCUGCUAAGGUGACCUUUCUGCCACUUUCCACUGAAAAUAUCUUUCUAGUCUUGAAGGUUUUUUCUCUUUUAUUUGUUGACUUCAUAUCAAGCGUGCACAUUCUUGUGCUCUAAGGGAAUAGGAAUGCUGUAUAAUGGAGCUGGAAAAUUUUUCCUAACUGUGGUUAGACAAACACAGCAACUUUCAAGGUGCUGAGGUGGCAAUGAGCAAAAAACUGAACUAGAAGUUGGCAUGCACUAGAACAAAAGAUGCAUUUGUUCCAUCCAGUCUUUCCUUUUACACACAAAAAAGACUUAGCAUCAAGCCUUGGUUUUUUUUAAGUCUGCAUUGAUAGUCUGCUGCCUUCUCCAGCAGUCUCAAGUUUAUUCACUUACCACUUUCAGAAGCUGCUCCUGAACUGGGAAUUGAAUGCAGCCCACCAACAAAAAAACAAACCAAAACAAACAAAAAAAAACCCAAAAAUGUAGGUGUCAACAGCUUAUUGGAAUUAGGAUGGAAGUCACUGCCAAAAUGAAAAUACAAAGCAGGAAAUCCAACUUACCUAAAUUAAUUGAAGUUUCUAACGGCCUGCUAGCUAAAGUAUAUCAUGUGCCUUUCCAUAACCCUGCAGUCCCUGUACAUAUGGUCCUUCUGGGCUUAUUUCCGCUUUCUCGUGGAUUUCUACAAGCUCCUGUGCGUGUGAAAUCCUUAAAUUUUGCAGUCUUGGCCUUCUCAGCAUAGUAGAUGGCAGUGUUUUUUGGUGGUGUUGUUUUAUUUUUUUUAAUUAGUGCUUUUAACUGCUUUUCCCAACAAAGGUUUUUCACCGAUGUCCAAGUAGUAUAAUCUCCGAUUUGAAAACCUAGAAUUGCAGGAGCUAGCUAAUCAGGGGGACAGCCUGAUAAAUGAGUUAGCAGAAAGUCUUGCAAGCAUCUGAAGUAGAGGUUUAUAGAAGUUGCAAUGCUUAAUUAUUUUUUGCUAUUAUUAAAUGCUUAAAGAUCAAUAACAGAGCAUGGAGCAAGAACCUUUCUGCUGCCGCUGAAGUCCAUCAUCUUCUGGGCUUGGACACAGACCACAAAGUCUUAUGAUGUGAUUACUUUCUUGUCUGUUCAUACCACGUACUAGGUACUGUGCAAUUACUUCCCCUUGAGACAGAAAUUGCUUGUAUAAUUAACUUAGCUAAGAGGGACUACUGCAUGUGCCAUACUUUGGAGUGACAGAAUAGGGAAUGUUUAUUGCUUUCUUCUGCAGUUGCAUAUUACUGUAAGCUUGCUUGCCUACAUCCUUAUUACUCGUUUCCCUAGAGAAGGGGUAUGUUACGCCUGAAAGAUGAUAGCCUGAAUAAAGUUGGAUCCCACUUCCUGGGGAAAUGCA